Molecule: messenger RNA, 2602 nt
Organism: Phytomonas sp. Hart1
Lineage: Eukaryota; Euglenozoa; Kinetoplastea; Trypanosomatida; Trypanosomatidae
Source: the annotation of a GenBank genome assembly
AUGUUUCUUGAAAAUCCCCUUAACGGGUAUUUUGGUGAUCUUCCAUAUGUUGGGCCCGUUGAAAGUAGUGCCUUUUUUCAGCUUGUUUCAGAAGCUCGACUGCAUAAGCUAUCAGAAAAGAUGAUAAUUAAUCCAAGGGAAAUUGAUUAUUUUGUUCACCCGAAAAGUAAAUUAUAUUCAUCUAUUAAAUUUAAUCACAGGCAAAGCUCUUCAAAGAUAAUAAAAACUACCAUUUACCCGGAACUGAAGAAUAAUUUUCAUUCAAUAAGUUCUUUUAACCGAGGUUCUAGUCCAAAAAUUAUUCACAUUAAAGAAUCGGUAUCACGUAUUUUUAAACCAAAUACUGAUACAAAUCUAACAAAUAUAGUAGGAUUGGAUUUUUACGGCAUACAAAAAAUAUGGUCAGAGCUCAUCAAAUUCAUCUUUGGAUAUGAACCAGACACCAAUUUAUAUUUUGCUAUUCCAAAUAUAGACAACUAUUUACAAGAUGAACUUGGAACUGGUGAUUUUCUCCUUUCUUUACUUCUUAUAGGGGUUGCAUCAAUUGUCGAUUUUGUCGUUUCCAGAGAGCUAAACGUUGGAAGAAUCAAAAACGUGUCGCUCGAGCUUACUGUUUUCAGUAACAACUUCGGAAAAUCUAUUGCCGAUACUUUGGAAUUUUUCUGCGAAAAUACAUUAAACUUAUCAGUAUCUCGCAGUUUUUGUUCUCCUGAUGAAAAAAACAUUUUUUAUCAGAAUUUGUUCACAGAGAUACCCAGUCUCACGAUAUCGUCUCUCAACGAAUUAAUAGAAAAUGUGAGAUCUCGAUGCGUUGACAGACAUGAGGAGUUAUGUGAUUUAAAUUUUUCUGAAAACGAGUCACCAACGUUUGCACCUGUUAUACUAGUUAUUGUCCCACUACUGAAUUCAAUUCGUAUCAAUUUAAAGAAGAGUCUUCUUGACAGCUACUCCUAUGAACCCAUCACCGUGUUAUCUGAUAUGGAUUGGGAUGCCACUAUACUGGAUCAGAAAACACCAAUUAUUUUUUUCUGUUCAUCGGCAUGGAUAUUAGAACAGGCACGGUUUCCAAAAUAUGACCAGCUUUUGUGUAAGCUUAAUAUAAAAACAAUUCUUCAUUGUGGUUUUAUUGAAUUUAAGCUGACAAUUGAAGAAGAAUUAGCUGAGACGAUAACGUUUAUAAAGUUUUUAAAUCAGUCAUCAUUUGAUAUUUCAUUUGUGAAGCAUUUACCACAAUCAUUUUCAGAAAAUGCUGCAUAUCCUUCUAGAAUGAACGCGAUAGAGGUAGCCGGAAAUACUAUUCUUCUUAUGUUUCGACUGUUUAUGAUGAGGUACUCUCCAGUUUCGGAGCAGCCGUUUUUUACCUUCCCAAGAAAUAUUUUUUUCAGUGAAAGUGCUUGGAGACUUUACCUAAAGUGUGUACCUAUACUUUCAUUAGGAGGCUUGAUUAAAGCAACCUACGAUCACUCUGACUGGCCGAUAGUAGAGUUGACAGUGUUAGGAAGGUUUAUUUCACUUAGAUUCAGACUUACCGAAAACGGUACUGAGGGGCCAGAAUUAUCGCUUAUUGAUUCUAAAAUAGUGGUUUGGUCACACUUACUACGACAAAGUUAUUCUGACACAUGCAGCCUUAUUCAGGAAAGAUACAUAUUUAAGGAUUGGAUCAAUUGUAAUGUCAAAAAAUUCUGUGAUACUUAUAAAAUGAUUCUUUCUGAGGGCAGCACUAGCAGAUUUCAAUCUUUGAUACGCCAGCUUUCCAAUUUUGGAAUAAAUGAUUUAAAUGACACAAAAAGGACUCACCUUAUUCUGAGUUCACCCUCAGGAAGGAGAGGGCCUAUUCCGUUUCAAUUGUCCGAUCGACGUGUCACGACGUGCCGUGGUUGGUUUGAUAAAGCACCACUACAGAUAGGUCUUGUUUCAGAAAAAAGAAGCGUUGAGACUUUCUGUCCUCCUCCUAGUUCUUUGUAUUCUGAGGUUGAGGUUGCCUCAAAGGGGUCUAUUUUUCGAAUCCAAUGCCCAACAGAAGUGUCGUACCCUAUCAUUGUCGCUUACUUUAUCUUGCACAUUUCCCUCCAUAAUAACGGGAUUUUUGUGGAGUCGGUGGACGCAGUGCCACCCGUACCUCUUCCUAAUAGUAUACUGCAGUCGCACACCAUGCUAACUGUAUUAAAGGAUCCAGAUCUAGAUAAUGUGGGGUUAUGGCUUGAUGGAAUUAUGUGUGAUGCAGCUUUGGCACCUUCUGAUCCAUCUAUGCUGGUCAAUCUUUUGUUGAAAGGCCAACAUUUUAUUGAAUUAUGCGAAAGAGUGCCUUUUACGCGAAAAAGAAAAUUACCUAAAACUGAGCCUAAAGUUAAUUGUAAUCUGGCUACAAGUGGUGUGUUUGCCGGAGUUACACCGAGAUCAUUAAUUGAGUCAGAUACAAUAGAAGAAUUUAUAAACCUUGUUGGCACGAUUGGUAGGGAAAAAGCUGAAAGUACAUUUAGGCGUAAAAAAGGGUUUGGGUUCCUAGAUCCGGAUCAUUAUCUUUACCCUUACUACCUUCACCUUCUAUCCAAAGGCAUUUAGCUAUGAAACCAUGCGUAAGGGCACUGCACCUUGUCUUUAA